GUUGAUUGUAUUGAGUACCAUACCUGGAAGUAUUGUGGAUAUAUUUCCUUGCGAGUUAGUUCCAGUGGUUCGAGUGUUGAACCAGUCCACUUCGCCAAAUCUAAAUGUCUCUUUCGAUAAGGUGGUCGAGUACUUUGUUAGAUUAAUUUUGCUGGUUGAUUUAACUCCUGGCAAACCCAAAUUUUUCCGUGCAACAAUUGGUGGUGACUACCUUUUAAUUCGAAACGAAGAUCUCCGGGUUGAGGAAAAUGAAGUUAAUGGAGAAAUUCAGGAUGAUCUCGCUCAAGAAAACCAAGUACUAGCCGAUGGUGGAAACCAGCCAGAGGACGUUAAAGAAAUCCUGAAACAGAUUUCUAGUGUAUUUAAAGAUGAUAAGAAUUACGUUGAAAGUGAGGUUUUGGCUAAUGACCAAGCCCGGUAUCAACCUUAUGCCACGCAAAAAGGGCUAAGGCCGGUAAAGAAGUCCGAGUCAAAGUGGGAGGAUAGGUUGAGGCGACGUGAACCAGAAGAGCAGCCCCAAGAACCAUUGCCAAUGAAUGAAGAGCCAUAUAUCUCAGAGGAGCCAACUGUGACUCGCUCUAAGUAUAGAAGGGGACCAUCUAGGGUGGAUAACCUUGAACCAUAUAAUGUUGUUCAAGACUUGUUAAACACUAAGUCUAGUGUCACUAUAGGGCAAAUGCUAAAAUACCCUAACCAACGCCGUAAUCUUGCCCAAGCCCUUCGUCGUUCUAGGUUACCUGGCCAAACAACCCGCUUGGCUAUAUCACAUGUUGGGGAACAUCAGCUUUCGAAGCCUGAUGAUGAAAGUGACGAUGAAGACCUCUUUGAUGAAUUAGAAUUUGAGGAUGAACUGCUAGAAGAAGCUGAGAGCUAUUAUACCAGUGAGGCCUCGUUAGAAGAAGAGUUACAUGUAAAUCCUUGGGAUGGGACACAAAGUUGUGCAGCUAUAGAAGAGGUUUUGGUGGGGCAUUAUGAUGAAGAAAAUGAAGAAAAAAAAGAGUUGAGUGAAAUAUGGCAAAAGGCACUAGAUGAAUUAGUAGUACAGGAAGAAAUAGGUAACAAGGGCCGGGAACAAGCUGAAUGGUUAUUUGCUAA
This is a messenger RNA of Dentiscutata heterogama, 1095 nucleotides long. NCBI's taxonomy places the organism in Eukaryota, Fungi, Glomeromycota, Glomeromycetes, Diversisporales, Gigasporaceae. The record is from the annotation of a GenBank genome assembly.